AUGGCGAAGGAGGCUAGGCUACAGAGCCAUGGACAUAUUUGGGCGUUUGAGUGCAAAAAAUGGAAGGAUUCCUUGGCGGCUCACAAGUUUAUUGCCAAUACAGCGGAGCAACGUUCUGACAUAUUAGAAAGUGCCGUCCAAAGCUUGCUGGAUCACCGGAUUAGUCUUGAACCGCGCACGCUGACAGUGGCCAUCAGCUCUUGUGGGCGGGCGCGCAGAUGGCAAGAUUCACUUCACAUGUUGAACCUGGCUCAUGCCCACAAGCUGCAAGCAAAUGUAAUUGUUUGCAAUGCUGCCAUCAGUUCUGCUGAGAAGGGUUCGCAAUGGCGGUAUGCACUGCACAUGUUUGAGAAGAUGAGUUUUGAAAGACUGUUCCCAGAUUUGAUCACGUACGGUCAAGCCAUUGGUUCCCUGGAGAGGGCCUCGCAGUGGCUGUUUGCAGUGGUCAUUUUCAGUACGAUGCUUGCGCAACGGAUCACCCCUGAUGCUAUCCUUUGUAAUACCAUGAUUAGCGCCUACACAAGGGCCAUGAACUCUUGCAGAACAGGGCAGUGGCAAGGAUCAGUGCACUUGCUUGACAUGAUGUGCUCACAACAGCUCAGACCCGAUAUCAUCAGCUACAGCGUCGCAAUCAGCUCUUGCACACAAAGCUUGCAGUGGCAAUUCGCGCUGGAUUUGUUCAACACACUGCAAUCAAAACUAGUCACACCUGAUGUGAUUCUUUAUAGCGCUGCCAUCAGUUCCUGCGAAAAAGGGCAGCAAUGGCAACUGGCGCUGUGUUUGUUCGACUCCAUGAAGGCACAAGAGUUAGCUCCAGAUGUGAUCAUUUACAGUGCCGCCAUCAGCUCUUUGGAGAAAGGACUGCAAUGGAAGCUUGCAAUAUCACUCUUCAAAAUGAUGAUCCAAGAAGAUGUGCUGCCGGAUGCCGUAACUUUUAAUGCAGCUAUCAGUUCCUGCGGAAAGAGCUCGGAGUGGCAACAGGCUUUGCUUUUGCUCAGCCGCAUGACUUUGCAUGUGGUUCGGCCCACAGUGGUUAGCUACAAUGCAGCGAUGAGUUCCUGCGAGAAAGGCUGCAUGUGGCAACUAGCGGUCGAAUUGCUGAGGAUGAUGAAGCUGCAGCGUUUGGUGCCAGACAUCAUCAGCUACAAUGCUGUCAUUAGCGCCUGUGAGAAGGGCUUGCAGUGGCAAAUGGCGUUGCAUUGUAUGAGGAUGAUUGACAUUCAUUCCAUUAUGCCGGAUCUUGUGACAUACAAUUCUAUUGCAAGUGCCUGUGAGAAGGGCUUGCAAUGGGAGCGUGCUAUGCACUUGUUCAACACCAUGCGCGAUUCAAGCACGACGCCAGAUGCCAUCACUUGCAGUGCAGUCAUUAGCUCUUGCCAGAAGUCAGCUCAGUGGCGCUUGGGUGUGCACCUCUUCCAACAAAGUCUUUGUGAAGGUCCAGGAGGGGGCUUUGUGCCGGAUGUGGUGGUGCUCAAUGCAGCCCUGACGUGUGAACGCUGGCAACGUGCUGGGCUCGUGCUGGAGACCAUGAGUAUACAGCGUUUGACUCCCGAUGGAAUCAGCUACAGUAUUGAAGCAAGACUGCGGGUUGACGGCCUGCGACAAGCAUUGGAGUCAGGGCCCACCAGCCAACUGGAAAGAGAGUUGCAUCGCGCAUUCUCCAAACUGGCAGAAUUGCAGGCGCAGAAUGCCUUGAAGCUCUUUUCUCCUUGA
Messenger RNA from Durusdinium trenchii, 1713 nucleotides. The record is from the annotation of a GenBank genome assembly. NCBI's taxonomy places the organism in Eukaryota, Dinophyceae, Suessiales, Symbiodiniaceae.